This is a messenger RNA of Pseudogymnoascus destructans, 1257 nucleotides long. It is a transcript of the gene SNZ1, whose product is annotated as vitamin B6 biosynthesis protein. Gene Ontology annotation, molecular function: amine-lyase activity. The record is from RefSeq and is a predicted model, not a curated record. The coding region runs from base 154 to 1089 and encodes 311 amino acids. Lineage: Eukaryota; Fungi; Ascomycota; Leotiomycetes; Thelebolales; Thelebolaceae. Gene Ontology annotation, biological process: pyridoxine biosynthetic process; pyridoxal 5'-phosphate biosynthetic process; amino acid metabolic process. The transcript has 2 exons.
CUCUUUAACCCCGCACAACCACCACCUUUCCAACCCACUUUCUCAUCCACCUCCCUCCUCUUAAAAAGUGUCACAUUCUGCAAUUCAACUCUCCCUUCAAACAAUCCUCCCCCGUGGAAUCCUCUGUACAUAUACACACACACACACGCAACAAUGGCAACUGAACUCCCCGUCCUCGGCGCCACUGCCACCAACGCCGCCAAUGGCUCCACCACCGACUCCUUCAUCGUAAAGACCGGCCUGGCCCGUAUGUUGCAGGGCGGCGUCAUCAUGGACGUCGUCGACGCAGCCCAAGCCCGCAUCGCCGAGGAGGCCGGCGCCUGCGCCGUCAUGGCGCUCGAGCGUGUCCCCGCUGAUAUCCGCGUCGAGGGCGGCGUGGCCCGCAUGUCGGACCCGAAGAUGAUCAAGGAGAUCAUGGCUGCUGUCACCAUCCCCGUCAUGGCCAAGGCGCGCAUCGGUCACUUUGUUGAGUGCCAGAUCCUCGAAGCCAUCGGCGUCGACUACAUCGACGAGUCCGAAGUCCUCACCCCCGCCGACCACGCACACCACGUCGAGAAGCACCCCUUCACCGUCCCCUUCGUGUGCGGAUGCCGCAACCUCGGCGAAGCCCUCCGCCGCAUCAGCGAAGGCGCCGCCAUGAUCCGCACCAAGGGCGAGGCAGGCACCGGCGACGUCGUCGAGGCCGUCCGCCACAUGCGCACCGUCAACGCCGAGAUCGCGCACGCCUCGCGCAUGUCCGAUACCGAGCUGCGCGUCCUGGCUAAGGAGAUCGCGGCGCCGUUUGAGCUGCUCAAGGAGACGGCCAAGUUGGGACGUCUGCCGGUUGUGAAUUUCGCGGCGGGAGGUGUCGCGACGCCGGCGGAUGCGGCGCUGAUGAUGCAGUUGGGCUGUGAUGGUGUGUUUGUGGGUUCGGGCAUCUUCAAGUCGGGGGAUGCGGCGAAGAGGGCGAAGGCUAUUGUGCAGGCCGUUACGCACUUUAGGGAUGCUAAGGUGUUGGCGGAGAUCAGUGAGGAUUUGGGUGAGGCGAUGGUGGGGAUUAAUGUUGAUAAGAUGCCCGAGAGCGAGAAGAUGGCUGGAAGGGGGUGGUAAAGAAGUUAUAGUUGCCAGAUCCUUGCAUUUUCAGAAAUAGAAGCGUUGAGCGACUAUAAUGUUUGAAUAGAAUAGGUCGUAUAUACUCAACGAGCUGGCUGCCUGGGUUCAUGUUUCUCUCUGUGCCUGGUUGAAGAUGUAAUAACAGAUGGUCGUCUGCGUUGAGGC